CAUGCACCGCUUGCACUACAAUACAUAUUUGACAAAUUUCUUGCUUGCACUCUCCUUCCAACAAACCACUAGAUACAUAUUUGACAAAAUUCUUGUUUUCCACUCCCAUUCUAACAAACCACUAAACUCCUUACACACAUAAUUCCCAUCCCAUGCCUAUCAUCGUCCCCUCCCCGAACUUCAUCCAAACAGGACCUUUUUCCUCCGAGCUCAAGGCCCAAUGGCGAAUAGCCCUCCCCUUGGCCGCCAUGAACUUCACCUGGUUUGCCAAAACCACCAUCACCACCGCCUUCCUUGGCCGCCUCGGCGAGCUGCCGCUGGCGGGUGCUGCGCUCGGAUUCACCUUCGCUAACGUCACCGGCUUCUCCGUGCUCAACGGCCUCUGCGCCGCCAUGGAGCCCAUUUGCGGGCAGGCAUUUGGCGCCAAGAACUUCAAGCUUCUCCACAAGACACUUGUCAUGGCCGUUUUCACUCUUCUUGCAGCUUCCAUCCCAAUCACCUUCCUCUGGCUUUACGUCGACGAAAUCCUCGUCUGCUUCGGCCAGGACCGCGACAUCGCCAUCGUGUCGAAAAAGUACCUAAUUUGCCUCAUUCCGGACUUGAUCGUGACUUCAUUCUUGUGCCCUCUGAAAGCCUACUUGAGCACGCAGAACAUCACCUUGCCAAUUAUGUUCGCCUCCGCCGCAGCCGUCGCCCUGCAUGUUCCUGUCAACGUGUGGCUCGCGAGGGCCAAAGGGCUGCAGGGAAUAUCGAUGGCGGUGUGGAUCACUGAUCUAGUGAUCGUCGUCGCGCUGGUGAUAUACGUCACGGCGGUGGAGAGGCGGAAGGGAGGGAAGUGGAAGGAGGGCGGGUGGUGGGAGCAGGGGGGCGAUGAGUGGGUGAGGCUGAUUAAGCUGUCGGGGCCGUGCUGCCUUAGCACGUGCCUCGAGUGGUGGUGCUACGAGAUACUCGUCCUGCUCACGGGCCGCCUCCCCGACCCGGCCCGGAAUGUGGGAGUCCUCGCCAUCGUGCUCAACUUCGACUACUUGCUCUUCUCGAUCAUGCUCUCCCUGGCGACCUGCGCAUCGGUUCGUGUGUCGAACGAGCUUGGCGCGAACCGGGCGGGGGCGGCGCGCAGGGCGGCGUACACUUGUCUGAGCGUCGGGGCGGUGGCAGGGCUGAUCGGCGGGGGGUGCAUGGCGGGGGCGAGGGGGGUGUGGGGCCCGCUGUAUAGUCAUGAUCGGGGGAUUGUAAGAGGGGUGAAGAGGACGAUGGCGGUGAUGGCGGUGGUGGAAGUGGUGAACUUUCCGCUGGCGGUGUGCGGCGGGAUAGUGAGGGGGACGGCGCGGCCGUGGCUGGGGAUGUACGCCAACGUGGGGGGGUUUUAUUUGGUGGCGCUGCCGUUGGCGGUGGUGUUGGGGGUGAAGAUGGGAGUGGGGUUGGGGGGUUUGUUGGUGGGGUUCUUGGUAGGGGUGGUGGCUUGUCUUGUGCUGCUUUUGGUGUUCGUCGGGAGGAUCAGUUGGGAGGAUGAAGCUAAGAAGGCGAGUGUGGUUUCUUGUGACACUGAUAAUAAUAAUAAUAAUAAUAAUGAUGGCGAUGAUGAUGAUAUUGGGAAAGAUGAUCAGAAUCAAGAAAACAAGAACGAUAGAGGUGGGUGCAAAUGUGAGAGUACGUGACAUGCCAUUAUUAAUUGUUUGUUUGUUAUUCUCGUUUGCCUAAUUCAUUGGGAAAGGGUAAUUGCAAUUAUUACAAAGACCAUUUUGCUUUUCAA
Molecule: messenger RNA, 1750 nt
Organism: Andrographis paniculata
Lineage: Eukaryota; Viridiplantae; Streptophyta; Magnoliopsida; Lamiales; Acanthaceae
Product: protein DETOXIFICATION 56
Exons: 2
Coding region: 153-1655 (500 amino acids)
Biological process (GO): xenobiotic detoxification by transmembrane export across the plasma membrane
Cellular component (GO): membrane
Molecular function (GO): xenobiotic transmembrane transporter activity; antiporter activity
Source: RefSeq, a predicted model, not a curated record